GACCCUAAGAGAGGUUGUCAUCUGCGCAGACUAAAGGAGAGCAUUCUAAUGUAUAUUAUGAGCAAAAAAGGAACCAGAAAACAACUGGCAAACACUUUGACGAAAUCUCUUCAAAGUAUUUACACAAAUCGCAAUUUUGGCAGACAUUUUCUGACGGAACUGGUUUUAUACUGGUAAAGUUUUUUGGGGAGGAGAGGAAGACCAACAGAGGACAUUUUCUCAGAGGAGAUACGUUUUUAAAACUGUCUCUGACUUUUAUUUGUGGUGGAACAAGUUGCUGAACCAGUUUCUUGUUGGAACAUUCUGUGGAGGACCAUCUUAGUGGAACUAGUAUCCUGAGGGGAUAUCCUUUCUGUCUCUCCCAGGGACAUGAGGGCGGAUUGGGGAGCCCAGGGUGGGGAAGUGCGCGUCACCACCAGUAAGUCCGUCUGCAUUCGAAAUUGCAACCUAUUCCCUAUGUAGUACACUUGUUUUAUGGGCAAAAGUAGCAUACGUAGGGAGUAGGAUGCCAUUUCAGACAUUCCCUCUGUCAGUGUUAAAAUACAUUCAAAAUCAAUUUUGUGCUUGCUCAACAGACCUGGGUUCAAAUACUAUUUCAAAAAUCUCAAUUACUUUCACAUACAUUUUGAAGUAUGUAUUCAGAUAUAUUUUAUUUGACAAGACAAGUAGUUUAAUAUUUUUUAUUAUUUGGAAAUACACUUGGAAAGUAUAUGAAAAACUGUAAUACACUAACUCUAAGACACUCCCAUGCAUUUAACCCAGGUAUUUCAAAAUAGUAUUUGAAAUAAGUAUUUCAACAUACUAGUUGGUUUUGACAAAUAACCAUUCAAAUACUCAAAUAAAAGUACUUGUUUUGGGCUGUGUACACAGAAAUUAUUUGAAAUACCAGAUAUUCAAAUACACACGUAUUUGAAGCCAGGUCUUUUGCUCGCAACCUAAUAAUAAUAAAGUUUCCUUUUUAAAAGCCAUUUUUCUAAUGUUUGUUAUAGUAAUGUACAUGAAUUCUAGUCCUGAAAUCAAGUCAAACAUAGUCAAACAUUUCCUCCCCCUACUAAAAUGGAGGUCGGAAUUAAUUCAAAGGAGUGUUGUAGCGCUGCGCAUGGCCCUACAGACAAUGUGCCUUUUAAAAGGCUAUUUCCCUGACAUUCUACAACGUGCCUUUUAAUGAUUCCGACCGGAGGCAAUGAAAAUAGGGAUGUUUAUGUGUUUUCUGGUAUGCAUCUACAUCAACAAGAGUGCAAUUUGUCACAGAUACAGUAAAAGAAAAUUGGUUUGAUGGGGAAACACCCCCAUUACCUCAUUUAGCUGCCACAAAUUAGGGGAGGGGAGAUAUACACCUUAAUUUAGGUAACUAUAUGGAUUUUCUAUUAGCAUCACAACACUCCAAACUUGUGGGGAGUUUUGAAAAGAGAAAGGGAGCUGAAAGGUUGAAUUCUGCCACAAUAGUCACUCUAUAAUAGGAUAUUUGCAAAUUCUAGUCUCCUGUGACAAACUUGGUUCUGGGUCAAGAUAGGAAAUCAUAUUUUGGUUCUUCAUCAAAAUGUUAAUAAGCAAAUGCAUACAUAACCACAUUGGGACUCAUGUCAUUGUCUCUUUAACUAAACAUGGGUGCCUGUUUUUCUUUGUCUCCUGUCAUUGGCCCCGAAUUACCUGUCUGGUGGGAACACUGGAGCUCCAUCAGACCUCCAGCUUUGCCAGCUGAACUCCACGUCCGACUCGGACCUAAUGAAGACUUGGGGAACAGCCAACCGGGCCCCCCCUCCCUUCAAACCCGACAUGCUGUCCCCCCCAGCCUCCAGGGUGGAGCUCCUUGCCUCAGCCAAGGUGAAGGAGCGUACACAGAAUGUCACAGAGAAGGUCACACAGGUUCUAUCUCUGGGUGCUGACGUCCUACCGGAGUACAAAAUCAAGGCCCCAGUCACCCACGCAUGGACCAUGCUGCACUACAGCCCUGUCAAAGCGGCGUGGGACUGGGUCAUCCUCCUCCUGGUCCUCUACACAGCCCUCUUCACCCCCUACUCGGCCGCCUUCCUAUUGGAUGAGCGUGGGGACUCGCUGCGACGGCGUUGCGGCUAUACCUGCAAUCCACUAAACGUGGUGGACCUCAUGGUGGAUGUGCUGUUCAUCGUGGAUAUCGGGAUCAACUUUCGCACAACGUUCGUCAACCCCAACGACGAGGUGGUGACCCAGCCGUGGAAGAUCGCUGUGCAUUACCUCAAGGGGUGGUUUGCCAUCGACCUGGUGGCCGCCCUACCCUUCGACCUGCUUAUCUUCCGCUCAGGGUCUGACGAGAUGGCCACCUUGAUUGGCCUGCUGAAAACAGCGCGGCUGCUUCGGUUGGUUCGUGUGGCGCGGAAGCUCGACCGCUACUCGGAGUACGGGGCAGCUGUCCUCUUCCUGCUCAUGUGCACCUUUGUGCUCAUCGCCCAUUGGCUGGCCUGUAUCUGGUACGCUGUUGGCUACGUGGAGCGGCCCUACACUGAGACAGGUUGGCUGGACAACCUGGCUGAGCAGCUGGGCAAGGCGUACAACGCAAGUGAACCUGGCUCGGGUCCGUCCGCUAAGGACUAUUACAUCACUGCACUCUACUUUACCUUCAGCAGCUUGACCAGUGUGGGCUUUGGGAACGUCUCCCCCAACACCAACUCAGAGAAGCUCUUCUCCAUCUGUGUUAUGGUUAUUGGCUCUCUCAUGUACGCCAGCAUCUUUGGAAACGUGUCGGCCAUCAUCCAGCGCCUAUACUCAGGGACGACGCGCUACCACACCCAGAUGCUGCGGGUCAAGGAGUUUAUCCGCUUCCACCAGAUCCCCAGCGGGCUUCGCAAUCGCCUGGAGGAGUACUUCCAGCACGCCUGGUCCUACACCAAUGGCAUUGACAUGAAUGCAGUGCUGAAGGGUUUUCCAGAGUGCUUGCAGGCUGAUAUAUGUCUGCACCUGAACCGCAGUCUGCUGCAAAACUGCAAGGCGUUCCGGGGGGGCAGCAAGGCCUGUCUGCGGGCUCUGGCAAUGUGCUUCAAGACUGUGCAUGCCCCACCAGGGGAUACACUCAUCCACUCUGGAGACAUCCUCAACUCUCUCUUCUUCAUCACUCGCGGUACCAUCCAGGUCACCCAUGAUGAUGUUGUGGUGGCCAUACUGGGGAAGAAUGACAUCUUUGGGGAGCCUAUCCACAUGUAUGCAGAGCCAGGCAAGUCCAACUCUGACGUGCGCGCCAUCACUUACUGUGACCUGCACCGGAUUCAGAGGGAUGACCUGCUCGAAGUUCUAGACAUUUAUCCAGGCUUUGCCGACAACUUUUGGGCAAACUUGGAGUUCACCUUUGACCUACGAGACGCUGACCAGGUCCCACCAAUACUGUUGGCUGAUGAUUCUGGUGAUGAUUGUGGAUACAGUCGUAGUAAGCCACGACACAGGGGACACUCCCUGGACUGUCGCAACGGUCCUGACGGCAUGGACCAGGACGACCCGUACCCCUACCGCCAACGCCAUUUGGCCCCACAGCCCCACUGGGAAGAGGGCUGCAGCUGUGAGUCGCCUUGCUCCCAGUCCAGCGAGGACCUAAACAAGCCCCUAACCCAAGGGGGUAAGGUGGAGCUGUACCCUCCGGACGACGAUUGGCUGGAAUACUCCCCCUCAGUGGUGCGGCUGAAGCCCCCUAGUGGCUCCACAGUGGGCAGAGAGGCCCCCAUGGACAGGGCUCAACCAGCCACCUCUAACCUCUCACCGAACAUGUCUGGGUAUGUUCAAUACUGGCCAGAGAGGCAGUCGGUCCAGUACUCCAACAGGCAGUGGCGCUCCUCUUCGGUUCGGACCUCAUACCACCCGCCCCCGUUCACAGAGGAGAGGCCCAGUGAGCUGGAGUCCCGACUGGAACUACUACAGUCACAGCUUAACAGACUGGAGAUUCAAAUGACUGCCGAUAUCAACGUCAUCCUGCAGCUGCUCCAAAGGCAGAUAACGCCGGUACCGCCCGCUUACAGCACUGUGUCAGCCAUAGACUCACCUGGCCUAUAUGGGACGGGAGCGCCAGUGUUGCACACCAUGUACCAGAUCCCACCCAUACAGAUGGACAACCAAGCAUCCACGCAGAGCUCUGCCCAGCCUGACCUCAAAUUACCCCUGAAAUCCCAGGAGUCGCUGUCCAGCGGUAUCCAUCUGACUGUAGAGUCCGACGACACCAUGUCCGUCACCCCAGAGAUGGAGCCGACCGUGUCACUCUCCUCCCAGCCGACGGUCAAACGGUCACUGUCUCUCAUGGAAACAUCCAGACUAAGUGGCAGCCUCCGCUUUCCCUCAUUGCCCGGGAACCUGGACGCCUCAGGGCAGGUGGAGAUCCAGAAACAUCUCUCAGAUCCUUUGCUUUCUGUGACCUAAGACCCCUGUCCCUAGUUCCCCAAACCUGGGAUCCUACAGACUGCUUCCACUCAUAUACAGAUUGCAAGAUAGUAGAAAAACAUGUCUUUCCAGGCCCUGCCCAUUAACAGCCCCUACCCCCUAUGUACUGAGAUCGGAGUAGGGGAUGAGCUUUAACAGCCGUUACAAAGUCCUGCCAACUUUAGCCCCCACUAGCCAAAAAAUCUAUGAAAUUGAUGGGGACAUGGCAUGCGGAACUGUACGAAAAAGGCCAAAUCAUGUAACGUCAAACCAAAUAAUUUGUUGAUUACAGUUGUUUUGGCCAUGUUUAUACAAGUACUGAAUGCCCCCAUCCCUUUCAUAGAUUUCUUUGCUAGCGUCGGCUAGGGUUAGCUGAAGAUUUUAAUGGCUGUUCAGAGAAAACCGAACAAUGAAUACGAUUCUCAUGGCUCAUAAAAUACUUUCAGGGUGAAAAACCAUCUAACAUUAAGUUGGAAAACACUGAACUUCCCCUUUAAGAUGAAGUGCCUAGGGGAGGGGGUUGAGGUUGUUUAUGGAAAGGCUGAAUUCCAUGUCACCCCCUUCCCCUUGUCCUUCCAUUUGCGCAUUCACGCGCUCCUCCGACAUAUGCAAAUGUCCCACAGCAAAGGGAGUGAAAAUUAGUGGGUGUAGGGGCUAAUUAGACCCUCCAAUAGCCACUUCAAAUCAAAUCAAAUGUAUUUGUCACAUAUGUGUUUAGCAGAUGUUAUUGUGGGUGUAGCAAAAUGCUUGUUUCUAGCUCCAACAGUGCAGUAAUAUCUAAUAAUAUACACAAUCUAAAGUAAAGGAAUUACGACUAAAUAAAUAUUUGGACGAGCAACAUCAGAGCAGGAUAGACUA
Salmo salar (Atlantic salmon) is the source of this 5232-nucleotide messenger RNA. RefSeq names its product potassium voltage-gated channel, subfamily H (eag-related), member 6b (gene kcnh6b). The record is from RefSeq and is a predicted model, not a curated record. Gene Ontology annotation, cellular component: plasma membrane. Gene Ontology annotation, molecular function: inward rectifier potassium channel activity. Gene Ontology annotation, biological process: membrane repolarization during cardiac muscle cell action potential; potassium ion transmembrane transport; regulation of heart rate by cardiac conduction. NCBI's taxonomy places the organism in Eukaryota, Metazoa, Chordata, Actinopteri, Salmoniformes, Salmonidae.